AUGUUGUUGGCCGGCACGUUAUUGGGCUGGCGUCGCGAGUGCGGCUUCAUCACGCACACGCCGGACAUGGACGUCGGGUAUUUCGAGCCGGAGUACCCGUAUCGGAUGGUCGACAACAUUAUCGACACCGGGAACGAGACGUUCGGGAUAUCGAGGAUUCUCGGGAGGGCUGACUACGGUGAUGACUGGCAGCGCGUGGUGAUGUCGCGCAAUUUUAGCUGGAACCGCGGCCCGAAAAACGUCGUCAAAAUUGGCGUAAUUUCGCCGGAAGAGCGGGCGGCCUGGAUCCGGAAAUACCGU
Mesorhabditis spiculigera is the source of this 300-nucleotide messenger RNA. The record is from the annotation of a GenBank genome assembly. NCBI's taxonomy places the organism in Eukaryota, Metazoa, Nematoda, Chromadorea, Rhabditida, Rhabditidae.